Pyricularia pennisetigena is the source of this 1074-nucleotide messenger RNA. RefSeq lists its product as uncharacterized. Gene Ontology annotation, molecular function: arginase activity; manganese ion binding. Gene Ontology annotation, cellular component: cytosol; nucleus; cytoplasm. Lineage: Eukaryota; Fungi; Ascomycota; Sordariomycetes; Magnaporthales; Pyriculariaceae. The record is from RefSeq and is a predicted model, not a curated record. The coding region runs from base 1 to 1074 and encodes 357 amino acids. The transcript has 2 exons.
AUGUCUUCGACAAAUGCUACCCAGAACGGGUUGAAAUCCCAAACCGACGCUUCUACGCCAGACUACACCAAAACCCCGCCCGUCAUGUUGACCACAAUGGUUGAGAGCAAGUUCCUAUCGAACCCGGAGGACCUGGGCGUCGUAGCGGUUGGAUUCUCCGGAGGCCAGUGCAAACCUGGCGUCGACGCAGCUCCUUCCGCCCUUAUCGAUGCCGGCCUCCUGACCCAGCUGCACUCGGAGCUUGGAUAUCGCCUGCAUGGCCACACCAAGGUUCAUCUGUACGGUGACCUCGAGCCUGCAAACGACCCCCCGUAUAGAAACAUGAAGAAGCCGCUCGCCGUGUCGGCUGUGACGCGCCGUAUCGCAGAACAGACGUACGAGCAGGCAAGAGAGGGCCGCAUGGUGCUCACGCUGGGCGGCGAUCACAGCAUUGCCAUUGGAACAAUCGGCGGGGUCGCCAAGGCAAUCAAGGAGCGGUUCCAGGGCCGGCGCGAGGUGGCCGUCAUUUGGGUGGACGCGCAUGCCGAUAUCAACACCCCCGAGACUUCGGACAGCGGAAACGUUCACGGCAUGCCCGUGUCUUUCCUCACCGGACUUGCGACGGAGGACAAAGAGGAAUACUUUGGCUGGCUGACGGACGACAAUCGCAUCAGCGUAAACAAGCUCGUCUACAUUGGUCUGCGGGACGUGGACCCGGGCGAGAAGAAGAUACUGCGCGAAAACAAGAUCAAGGCAUUCAGCAUGUUUGACAUUGACCGACAUGGCAUCGGCCGGGUCAUGGAGAUGGCACUGGCGCAUAUCGGCACCGACACGCCCAUCCACCUCUCUUUCGACGUGGAUGCGCUCGACCCCAUGUGGGCCCCCAGCACGGGGACACCGGUCCGUGGCGGCUUGACGCUGCGCGAGGGAGACUACAUUUGCGAAUGUGUACACGAGACGGGACAACUGGUUGCCAUGGACUUGGUCGAGGUGAACCCAAGCCUGUCGCCGAGCGAUGGAGACCCUGGAGCGCACGAGACGGUGAGGGCGGGAUGCAGCUUGGUGAGAUGCGCAUUGGGAGAGAGUUUGCUGUGA